Molecule: messenger RNA, 4381 nt
Organism: Cydia amplana
Lineage: Eukaryota; Metazoa; Arthropoda; Insecta; Lepidoptera; Tortricidae
Gene: Sra-1
Product: cytoplasmic FMR1-interacting protein
Exons: 29
Coding region: 210-4379 (1389 amino acids)
Biological process (GO): axon guidance; cell projection assembly; regulation of translation
Cellular component (GO): SCAR complex; neuron projection; synapse
Molecular function (GO): small GTPase binding; RNA 7-methylguanosine cap binding
Source: RefSeq, a predicted model, not a curated record
UUGCUGUCAAAUGCAUUACCGUAUUUAAUAUCCAGAAAGUCAAUAAUAUUAUCAAAAUUACAGCUUAACAGCUUUAAUAAACCUAAUUACACAACAGUAAACAGUUAUAGAUAGUUAAACAGUGCAUAUACUCAUUGAAAUUGGUUAACUUACAACUUCCUGGGCGCGGCGUUUGCGUGUGAUAUUUCCCAGAUUUAUUAAGUUUAAUCAUGUCUGUGAGUGAAAAAGUGUCUUUAUCAGACGCUUUAAGCAAUGUGGAUGUCCUGGACGAGCUUACACUUCCCGAUGAACAGCCCUGUAUAGAAGCGGCGCCAUGCUCGAUCCUGUACCAGGCUAACUUCGACACAAACUUUGAGGACCGCAAUGGCUUCGUCACUGGGAUUGCCAAGUACAUUGAAGAGGCUACCGUUCAUGCCAACUUGAACGAGCUGCUAGAAGAAGGCAACGCCCACGCCGUGAUGCUGUACACGUGGCGGUGCUGCUCGCGCGCCAUCCCGCAGCCGAGGUCCAAUGAGCAGCCCGACCGUGUGCAUAUUUAUGAGCGCACUGUCCAAGUCUUGGCACCGGAGGUCGACAAGUUACUGCAGUUCAUGUACUUCCAGCGCAAAGCCAUCGAGCGCUUCUGCGGCGAAGUGCGCCGCCUCUGCCACGCCGAGAAGCGCCGCGACUUCGUCUCCGAGGCGUACCUGCUCACGCUCGGCAAGUUCGUCAACAUGUUCGCCGUGCUCGACGAACUGAAGAACAUGAAGAGCUCGGUGAAGAACGACUACUCUACCUACAGGAGAGCCGCCCAGUUUCUAAAGGUGAUGUCAGACAGCCAGAGCCUCCAGGAGUCUCAGAACCUCUCCAUGUUCCUGGCCACGCAGAACAAGAUCAGAGACACCGUGAAGGAUGCCCUUGAGAAGAUCACCGGAUACGAGGAUCUGCUGGCGGACGUAGUCAACAUCUGCGUGCACAUGUUCGAGACCAAGAUGUACCUUACACCCUCGGAGAAACACAUGCUGGUCAAGGUGAUGGGCUUCGGGCUGUUCCUCAUGGAUUCUGACGCCUGCAACAUCAACCGCCUGGACCAGAAGAAAAAGAUCCGGCUCGACCGGAUCGACAGGAUCUUCAAGAACUUGGAGGUGGUUCCUCUAUUCGGCGAUAUGCAAAUCGCGCCGUUUAACUACAUCAAGCGUUCUAAGCACUACGACCCGAGCAAGUGGCCGCUAUCGUCGAGCCCCAACCCGCCGUCGCCACAAGCUGACCUAAUGGUCCACCUUCCCCAGAUCCGGGAGGAACACCAGAACUACAUCUCCGAGCUGGCCCGCUACAGCAACGAAGUGACAACAACGUUCAAGGAGGCGGGCUCCGACGCCGAAAACAAGACUGUAACGGAGCUCUGCCUGCGCGGACUGCAACUCCUCUCAUCCUGGUGUUCAGUGCUCACAGAAUUAUGCUCGUGGAAGCUCCUUCAUCCUACUGAUCACGCCAGUAACCCGCGCUGCCCGCCUGAUGCUGAGGAGUACGAACGGGCGACCCGGUACAACUACACCUCAGAAGAGAAGUUCGCCAUGAUCGAAGUGAUCGCCAUGAUCAAGGGUCUGCAGGUGCUCAUGGCGAGGAUGGAGACUGUGUUCGCUGAUGCGGCCAGGCGGUCGAUAUAUGCUGAGCUUCAAGACUUCGUGCAACUGGUUCUACGUGAACCUCUCAGGAAGGCCAUCAAAAAUAAGAAGGACCUUAUUCGGAGUAUAAUUGUGUCGGUACGAGAGACCUGCGGGGACUGGGCCCGCGGUUGUGAGCCCCAACAGGACCCGGCGCUGAGAGGGAAGAAGGACUCCGAAGCUGGCUUCACCAUCAAAGUGCCCCGGAGGAACGUUGGCCCGUCAUCCACCCAACUCUACAUGGUGCGCACUCAGCUCGAAGCCCUGAUCUCCGACAAAUCUGGCGGAAGACGAACCCUCCGCAAAGACCUGGACGCUGCCACCCUCGUGCAGAUCGAGGCCUUCCACCGCCAGAGCUUCUACUGGAACUGUCUGCUGAACCUGUCAGACUCCCUGCAGAAGUGCUGCGACCUGUCCCAGCUGUGGUACCGAGAGUUCUAUCUGGAAAUGACGAUGGGAAGGAAAGUCAACAAAUGCAUGGUGCGCCACCAGCAUAAUGAGGAGUGCAACGACCUGAUCACCAUGGAGAAGCGCAUCCAGUUCCCCAUCGAGAUGUCCAUGCCCUGGAUCCUGACCGACCACGUGCUGCGCAGCAAGGAGCCUGGCAUGAUGGAAUACGUGCUUUACCCGCUAGACCUGUACAACGACUCGGCCCAAUACGCGCUGACCGUGUUCCGCAAGCAGUUCUUAUACGACGAAGUGGAGGCCGAGGUGAACCUGUGCUUCGACCAGUUCGUCUACAAGUUGUCCGAGCAGGUGUACGCGCACUACAAGCAGCUCGCGGCCAGCAUGCUCCUGGACAAGCGUUACCGCGCGGAGUGUAUGGCGCGCGGCGCGCCGGCGGGCCCCGCGGCCGGCCGCUACGCCUCGCUGCUGCGCCAGAGACACGUCGCGCUGCUCGGCCGCCAUGUCGCGCUCAGCGCCUUGGUGGCGCAGCGGAUCAACUCGGACAUGCACCGGGCGCUAGACGCGGCGGUAGCCAAGUUCGAAGCCGGUGACAUCACGGGUGUCGUGGAACUGGAGGGCCUCAUAGCCGUGAACCGCCUCUGCCACAAGUUGCUCAGCCGCUACCUGGCCCUGGACGACUUCGAGAGCAUCCUGCGCGAGAGUGACCACGGGGUCCUCGCCCCCUACGGCCGGGUCACUCUACACGUGUUCUGGGAGCUCAACUACGAUCUACUGCCCAAUUACUGCUACAACGCGGCCACUGACAGGUCAGUAACCGAGUGUACCCAAUGCCUUGACUUGUAUCUGAUGAUACAGAGCGUCUUCCGCGAGAGUGACCACGGGGUCCUCGCCCCCUACGGCCGGGUCACUCUACACGUGUUCUGGGAGCUCAACUACGACCUACUGCCCAAUUACUGCUACAACGCGGCCACUGACAGGUCAGUAACCGAGUGUACCCGAUGCCUUGACUUGUAUCUGAUGAUACAGAGCGUCUUCCGCGAGAGUGACCACGGGGUCCUCGCCCCCUACGGCCGGGUCACUCUACACGUGUUCUGGGAGCUCAACUACGACCUACUGCCCAAUUACUGCUACAACGCGGCCACUGACAGGUUCGUGAAAUGCCGCGGCAUUCAGUUCGCGGCCAACGUGCAACGUGAACGGCCCCAGCAAUAUGGCCACGCCCUCUUGUGGGGCUCCAAACAGCUCAGCCUGGCCUACUCUGCGCAGUACGCGCAGUACGCAGGCUUCGUGGGCACCCAGCACCUGCACGCGCUGGUGCGGCUGCUCGGCUACCAGGGCGUGGCCGUGGUGGUGUCGGAGCUGCUGGGCGUGGCCCGGGGCCUGCUGCACGGGUCCCUGGCGCAGUUCACGCGCGCGCUGCACGCCGCCAUGCCGCGACACUGCAAGCUGCCGCGCUACGACUACGGGUCCAACGGCGUCCUGGGCUACUACCACGCACAGUUGACAGAUAUCGUGCAGUACCCCGACGCGCGCACGGAACUGUUCCACGCGUUCCGGGAGCUCGGCAACAUCAUACUGUUCUGCAUGCUGGUCGAACAGGCGCUGAGCCAGGAGGAGGUGACGGACCUACUGCACGCGGCGCCCUUCCAGAACAUACUGCCGAGACCCUUUGCAGCUGAGGGAGAGAAACCGGAGACGAAACAAAAGCGUCUGGAGGCGAAGUACGCCGCGCUGCAGAUAGUUCAGAACGUGGACAAAUACGGCACCGCCAAGCAAAGCCAGCUAGCCCGCGAAGGCGACCUGCUGACCCGCGAGCGGCUCUGCUGCGGGCUGUCGCUGUUCUCGGUGGUGCUCCGUAGGCUACGGGGUUGUCUCACCGCGCCGGCCUGGCCCCUGCCCCCCGCCGCGCCGCACGCCGCGCCCCUACACGCCGACGACACCAACGAGUUCCACAGACUGUGGUCGGCUCUUCAGUUCCUGUACUGCAUCCCGGUUACCGACACGCAGUUCACCGUCGAGGAACUGUUCGGUGAAGGUCUGCACUGGGCAGGCUGCACCAUCGUGGCCCUGCUGGGGCAGCAGCGCCGCUUCGAGGCUCUAGACUUCUGCUACCACAUCCUCAGGGUGCAGCGGGUCGAUGGCAAAGACGAGUUGGUCAAGGGGAUCCCGCUGAAGCGUAUGGUGGACCGCAUCCGUCGCUUCCAGGUGCUCAACUCGCAGAUCUUCGGCGUGCUGGCGCGCCACCUGGCGGCCGACGACGAGCGCGCCGGCGUCGAGCACGUGCGGUGCUUCCCGCCCCCCAGCGCACCGCAACAUGUCGCCAACUAAGC